AUGAAGGGUAGUUCUACCCUCGUUUUGCUAUGUGUAGUAACUGUUGCAACCAUAACGAAGACCACCACAGGAAUGGACAUCCAUGGAGGACUUUUCAUCUUUGGAGAUUCUUUACUGGAUGUUGGAACUAAUAACCACUUCGAUGAUAGCACAGCGAGGGCUGAUCACCCUUACUAUGGCAUCGAUUAUCCUGAUUCCGUCGCAACAGGGAGAUUUAGCAAUGGCCUCAACAGUGCCGACUUACUUGCUUGGUACAUGAACGGUUAUGAUUUUAGUCCGCCACCUUUUCUCACUCUGGUUGAGAGUCCGGACACUUUCCUGUUACAGAUAAUCCGUGGCGCAAACUUUGCUUCAGGAGGAUCAGGUAUUCUAGGCGACACUGGACGUGAAAAAUUCAUAAGGGUUGUGCCUCUAUGGGAGCAAAUUCAACAAUUUGCGACAGUUCGUGGGAAUAUGUCAGAGGUAUUAGGGAAUGGGACAGCUGAUCUUUUCAUACGGAUGUCCCAUUGCAUUAUUAGCGUCGGAAGCAAUGACUUUUUCGAGAAACAAAACUCACUAUUUCGGAAUGAGACACAACCACAGCAACUCAUCGCCAAUCUCACCGCAUCCUAUGCCAUCCAUUUACAGAAUUUGUAUGAUCUUGGAGCUAGAAAAUUUGGAAUAAUAGGAGUUCCACCGCUGGGUUGUUGUCCAAAGGAACGCUACAUUAAUUUACAGAUGGGUGGCAAUGGCAGUUGUGUAGAAGCCAUGAAUGAACUUGCACAAGCUUUCCAUGCAUCAAUUGAAUCCCUCUUGCAAAAUUUCAGCUCAAUAAAUCAAGGAGUCGUUUACUCACUGGGAAACACCUAUAACAUCAUCAUGGAUUUCAUUGAUAAUCGUCGUGCAAGUGGAUUCCAAGUGGUUGAAACAGCUUGCUGCGGAAAUGGGACAUUUAAUGCAGAAACCGGGUGUGAAUCGGGAUCAAAACUUUGCAGAAAUCGUAAUCAUUACAUAUUUUGGGAUGAGUUUCACCCCACUGAGGCUGCUGCUCGACAUGCAGCUCUUACACUGGCUUACGCUGAUGGACCAGAGUUUGUGACACCUAUGAAUUUCAGCAGUUUGGCGAAGGCUUAG
Molecule: messenger RNA, 1113 nt
Organism: Lactuca virosa
Lineage: Eukaryota; Viridiplantae; Streptophyta; Magnoliopsida; Asterales; Asteraceae
Source: the annotation of a GenBank genome assembly